Molecule: messenger RNA, 956 nt
Organism: Panicum hallii
Lineage: Eukaryota; Viridiplantae; Streptophyta; Magnoliopsida; Poales; Poaceae
Product: dormancy-associated protein homolog 3-like
Exons: 3
Coding region: 180-581 (133 amino acids)
Source: RefSeq, a predicted model, not a curated record
ACCCUCCCCGAGAGGCCAGAGCGAUCGUCAUCCGCCCCAAGGCCCAGGCUCAACUGCUCGCGGCGAGGCAACACCCGUCCCCUCCCCCCUCCUCCUGCGCCACUAUCUCCUCGCUGACGCGCGCAUACGUCCAAGGCACGCUCGCGGGGGCCAACCAAUCGCGCGCGGCUCUGGUGGGAAUGGGCCUCCUCGACCAGCUGUGGGACGAGACAGUGGCCGGCCCGCGCCCGGACUCCGGCCUCGGCAGGCUCCGCAAGUACGCCUCCUUCUCCCCCUCAUCGUCGUCCUCGCUGGCCCCCGCGGCGGCCGACGCGCCGGCGCCCGCGGUGACGCGCAGCCUCACCACCGGCCGGCCGCCGUCGCUGUCCGUCGACCAGUCGCCGCGCGGCGAGUCGUACAGCUCCUCCGUGCCGUCCUCCCCGGCCAGCGCGCCAGACUCGCCGUUCGCCACAGCUACCACGCCCAAGGCUGAUGGCUGGAGGAGGCUUGGCCGGAAACCCAAGGCCUCCGACGGGCCGGAGCCGGCCGUUGGGCCGAGGAGCCCCACCGUGUACGACUGGGUGGUGAUCAGCUUGGAAUAAGCGAUCGAGCGGAGGACAUACAGAGAGGAAGCUUAGCUAGCGUGUGUGUUUGCCUGCAAGUUUGAGGCUGCGUCGUGUUUCCAUAUAUGCUUCGUGUUCUUCCAAGUCUGGGGUGGCAUGUGUAGUAGUAGUAUAUCUAGAGUCCUGGUAGGAUGAUGACGAUGAUCAGUUCGUGGGGGUUAGAAGUAGGCGGCGAUCCGAUCCAGACUGGUUCUGCCUUCGGCAAGAUGUGUGUUGUUCAGUUCUUGGAUCUGGGGAAGGACUGAACUCAGAAAUGAGGCUGUCGUGUAAAGCCCGCCUGCUUUGUUUUGUUACCCUCCCCUGUAAUUAUCUGGUACUGUGUUCAAUGCAAAGAAUUGCUCUGCUUUCUUCUUC